Messenger RNA from Closterium sp. Naga37s-1, 207 nucleotides. Lineage: Eukaryota; Viridiplantae; Streptophyta; Zygnematophyceae; Desmidiales; Closteriaceae. The record is from the annotation of a GenBank genome assembly.
AUGGUCCUCCCCUCCCCCUUCUCUCCCUCGGGCCCCCCUUCUCCCCCUUCUCUCCCUCGGGCCCCCCUUCUCCCCGUCCCUCCAUCCCUCCCAUCGCGCCAGGGGCAGGGGAGCGGAGGCAUGCGGGGAGGAGCUAAGCUGGUGCAUGUGGGGCACAAGCACGCAGGCAUCACGGCGCCCAUCUGCUGCUCUACUCACCGCAGCUAA